Molecule: messenger RNA, 1565 nt
Organism: Serpula lacrymans var. lacrymans S7.9
Lineage: Eukaryota; Fungi; Basidiomycota; Agaricomycetes; Boletales; Serpulaceae
Exons: 3
Coding region: 116-1345 (409 amino acids)
Molecular function (GO): GTP binding
Source: RefSeq, a predicted model, not a curated record
ACCCCUCCGCCCAGUCAAAAGUUACCAAUCUGGACACCUCUAAAGUCAUAAAACGCCUUUGAACCCAUUCAAAUAUUUACGCACCUGUCGAUAUCGGUCAAGUUUAUCGCAUAGAAUGAUGUCUAGGAUUUCGAAUUUAACUAACAGCUACAUACGACCAUCCAGCUCACAAAAAGAAGAGAGAGUAGUCAGUCAAGGAGAAAUCGCUCGGGGAGGAAGCUCUUAUGAGAGAGUCACUCAAGAAAGAGUCCCUCGUAAAGACGCUCAAGUGGUCCCCCAAAGAGACGCUCUACAAGGAGGAGCCGCCCACAAAGACGCAGCUCAUGGAGCUCCUCACAGAGAUGCGGCUCAAAAAGGAGUCAUUUACAGAGAUCCCAAUCAAGGAGUUAGUCACAAGGAUGUCACUCGUGGAGAGAGUACACCCGGUACAAGCACUCAUACAACCCCCAACCGUGCUAUCCAUCCAGAUAAACCAUUUUCUGAAGGGGAACAUGGUUCAGUAACCUCACCCUUUCCCCUCCAGCAUUCUCUACAAAGCUCUCCCGCCAUCGCCAACGUGCUCAUCUUCGGUGAAUCGGGAACAGGAAAGAGCUCGAUCUUGAACAUGAUCGCCGGAUCGGACAUCGCUGUCACAUCUAACAGCGCACUGGGCUGUACCUUCGAGAGCGUUGGAUACACUGUCAACAUCAAUGGCUCCCCAUACAGGCUCUGGGACACUGCCGGGUUGAAUGAAGGAGAACAGGGUAGCGUCCCUGCAGAACAAGCAAUUAGAAAUCUACAAGACCUCGUGCAGAACAUGAAAGAAGGCGUGUCUCUACUUGUGUAUUGCGUUUCUGGAGGCCGUUUCAAAACCAUCUUGAAGAUCAACUAUGACCUGUUCUAUGCCAUCAUCUGCCAGGCAAAAGUUCCAAUCGUGGUCGUGGUGACUGGACUGGAAAAUGAGGACCCUAUGGAGUCGUGGUGGGUAGAGAACGGGGCUGAGUUCAACAGGCGACAGAUGGAGUUUGCUGGUCACGCCUGUGUGACUAUAACUAGGGGAAGAGCGAUGAGAGAUGGAGGAUACAUAUUCGACAAGGAAUUCGAGGAAUCCAAGAUAGCCAUGCGAGAACUGAUUCAACGUUGUUGCUCCCCUACAGCAUGGAAAGUCGACGGGCGACUCUGGUUGGGAGAGAUAACCAAUCAGCUGGCGACCUACAAUGAAGUGAGGGAGAAAGGAACUGCUGUGUCUAGGACGAAGGAGUCACCUAAUACCACUGCUGUAUACGGUUUUUUGAAAACCGUCUUGAAUGUGUUGGGAUGGCUAACAGCACCAACACGAGCUGAAGAAAGCAGACAAACGCGUUAGUAUACGCACUUGUAUGGCAGGCCUGUAAAAAAAACUGGCUUAAUUUAGCAAUGUAGAUAGAUGCGCAGAUGAUGAUAGGAAACAUGCACGAUUGCCUUGACGUAGUGCCACAGAUUACGACGAGAUGAUCCAAGUAACAAAACUUUUUUUGCUACUGAGGAAACGGGGGCGUUUCAUUCAGGAGCACCAUAUGGUCAACUAUGCAUAACAUGUUUUUCUA